AUGGUGGGAGAUCAAGAAGUUGAAAGUUCAUACGACCAUAUAUGUGAGACAUUCGAUGAUAUGAAUUUGAAUGAAAACCUUUUGAGAGGAAUAUUUGCCUAUGGCUUCGAAAAGCCUUCAGCUAUACAACAGCGAGCCAUUCUUCCUUCUAUACAGGGUCAUGAUGUUAUUGCACAGGCUCAAUCAGGAACUGGAAAGACUGCAACGUUCUCUAUAGCCAUGCUACAACAGAUCGAUACUUCAAAUCCUAAAUGUCAGGCCCUUGUCGUAGUGGCAUUGGGAGACUACAUGGACGUUACUUGUCACGUAUUCAUAGGGGGUACCUAUGUUGCUCAGGAUAUUGAAAGACUGAAACGUGGACAGCAAAUCGUU
Molecule: messenger RNA, 372 nt
Organism: Protopolystoma xenopodis
Lineage: Eukaryota; Metazoa; Platyhelminthes; Monogenea; Polystomatidea; Polystomatidae
Source: the annotation of a GenBank genome assembly